Molecule: messenger RNA, 2213 nt
Organism: Spinacia oleracea (spinach)
Lineage: Eukaryota; Viridiplantae; Streptophyta; Magnoliopsida; Caryophyllales; Amaranthaceae
Exons: 2
Coding region: 88-1563 (491 amino acids)
Biological process (GO): meiotic DNA double-strand break processing; meiotic DNA double-strand break formation; reciprocal meiotic recombination
Cellular component (GO): nuclear chromosome
Molecular function (GO): DNA topoisomerase type II (double strand cut, ATP-hydrolyzing) activity; DNA binding; protein binding
Source: RefSeq, a predicted model, not a curated record
UAAAAACAAACCAUCAAAUUGUUUGCAUAAUCCCCUCUUUUGAAUCCUUCAAAACACCAAAACCGGCCUCAAUCUCCACCUCCGAAGAUGAAGAUCACCGUAGUCCCCUUAUCCGGAAAACCCGAUUAUGCGACCGAGCUCGACCCCGACCCCGACGCCACGAUCAAUGAUCUCAAGACACUUGUCCUAGAAAAAUAUGGCAUCCCUAUGUAUCAACAGCUCCUCCUCUUCCCUUCACCAUCUCCACCCUCACUUUCUUCACCUCGACACUUCACCUCACCUUACGGCCCUCUCGAACCCCUCGACACGGUCUCUCUUUCGGUCAGCUCCACCGUGUACCUCACCCUCCGUCUUCGAGUCCUCCUCGUCGAGGCCGAGACGGAGACGGAGAGGGAGCUUUUUGUAGACCUUAAUUGGGGUUGCACCAUAGGUAACCUACGUGAUCAAGUCAAGUGCCUUACAAAAAUCCCUACUAAUAAGAUGAGUGUUUCUUGGGGUACCCUAAAGUUUGGUCCUUACAAUGAAUGUACCCUUGAGAGUGUAUGUCAUGGUCUUUGGGAUAACCCUACACAACCUUUUAUUGUUAGGGUUGUUAGUACUACCUCUAUAAUAACUCCCCACAAAAACAAGGGCAAGGCACCAUUGUUGUCUGAUGACCUAGAGGACGGUCAGCUCGACAUGGACUCCGAGGACGAAAGGGCUCACGAAACCGGGUACGUUACUCCCGGGGCCAUGUUCACCUCUGAGCAUCGCCGGAAGUACAAUGAUGUCGGCCCCUUACGCGCCAAGCGUGGGGGUGGGACUUUCUUUGGGGUUCGAUACAAGAAAACCGGCUCUAAGUCCAGGGGCGGAUCUACUAUGCCUACGAUCAUCGAUGCCCUCGACCCUCCAGGGAGUCCCAUCCCUCUACCGGAGGGUCUUUCUAGUACCGAGUUUGUCAAGGAUCCUGAGAUUAAGUUCGUGAUCUUAUGGCUUGGAGUUGAGGGAGGGUUAGAGGAUUUGUUAACAAGCUUCAAUUUUCAUCAGAAGAGCGACACACGUUGUGUGGUUGUGAAAGGGGAUCGUGAUUUAGCCACUUAUUGCUUCCUUAGGAAGCUUAAGGCCGAUUUGGUGAACGUUCCUAUAUGUGCUCUUACAGACUGUGAUCCCUACUCAUUAAAGGUCCUCGCUUUCCUUAGACAUCCGUUGGCCGAGUUCCCUCCGAAAUUGCAAAGACAGUUGGGUGUUGAGUGGAAGAAAAGGGCUACAAUGUAUGGAGCUACAAUUGAGAUCAAGUGGGUGGGUGUUAAACCAAGUUAUAACAGGUUCUUUCAAAUGGACAAGUUUGCUAUGACGAACAAGGAUACCGAGACAGCCGAGGCGCUACUGAUAGAAGAAGGUUUUGCAGGGAUGUUUCCUGAGUGGGCUCAAGAGUUGAAGCUCCUGAUUCAGGGUAAGGAGAUGGCUAAAAUCGAGGCGUUUUCUGAGUUCGGGCAGGAUUAUCUUACUUCUGUUUUUCUGGUUGAACAACUGGGGAAGCAUCGUUGUUGUAGGAUAAAACAUAGUAUUGCAGGUCGUCGUUGAGUCUGCAAUUGAUGCAGGACAUUUCCAAAGGAGGAUCACAAGAGGUUUGAGAUGAUUGCAACAUGUUAUUACAAGUGCUGUUGUUGUUCAAUUACUUGUUGUUUUCGCGUUCCUAGUUGUACAAGGCCGUGUUCUGUUGAGCUGAAUUUUACUCAACUUAACUAAACUGUUUUUGAUAACAGAAACAAAUGUGAAUGUUGUAUUGCUGUAAACUGCUCAGAGGUUUGAACAGCUAACAAAUGAAUAGAUUAAUUUUGUUUACUUUAUCUACAAUUCCUAUGAAUUUUACCAAUAUAUAAUCAAGCUUACAAUAAAUUAUGGAAUAUAAUGAAGAUGAAUAAAUUAACAAGGUGAAUUUCAAGUGUUUAUGGAGGUCAUUGUCCACAUCCAACGGCGUCUCUGUACUCCAUGAAGAGUAGGGCAGCACCAUAAUGAGCAAGAGCACCCAACAGCACGAACACGUGGAAAAUCUGAUGACUAGACCCUGCAAGAUCGAACCAGCCAGGCCUCCACCUCUCUGGGAUCCUGGUCACAUAGAAUCCGGUCCCAACAAGGUAAGACAAUGCCAUACCAGCCUCAUAUGCAAGAGUCAAAUUCCUUCUUGGGUUAUUCCAAUUCAAGAUACAAGCAUGAACAGCAGGAAAAAGCCC